Molecule: messenger RNA, 2547 nt
Organism: Agrilus planipennis (emerald ash borer)
Lineage: Eukaryota; Metazoa; Arthropoda; Insecta; Coleoptera; Buprestidae
Exons: 8
Coding region: 85-2511 (808 amino acids)
Source: RefSeq, a predicted model, not a curated record
UUGUAGGUUAUAUAUUUGAAAAGCUUAGUCGGAAAUAAAAGAAAAGUCGAAGAUUAACAUUAAUAACAGUAAUAAUAAAUUAGUAUGAAUUCUACGGAUGAUUUUCUUUAUUUACAAAUGCUUUUAUCAAAUGUGAUUAAAGAUGUUGGACCACUUAUAGACUUGAAAUUUAGAGGAGGAAAGGAAAUCGAGCUAUUUUCCAUUUCAAAUUCUGUAAAGGAGUACUUGUCAUUGAAAACAUACAUUAAAAGCAGUCACAUUGAAUAUAAAUUUCAACAAAAUGUAAAUAACAUAGUUUUAUGCCUUAUAGUUAACACAGACUUUGAAGACAGUUCUUUUAAAAAUCAGGAGUCUGUUGUUCAUUUAUUGAACAGUAUUCCACCUCUUUCUAAAUGUGUUUUAAUAAGUAUAUUGGUGGAAGUAGAGUUAUCAGAAUGUCUUCCAAAAAUUCAUAGUUUACUUUCUCCGAAAGUUAUAUUGGAAAUGGUAGAUGAAUUUAUAGUAUUUUCCAAAAGAGCUCUUCCUCAAAAAAGUUUACCACCAGCUGUUAACUUUUUGAAGACGAUAAUUUUAGUUUUUUCUCUUAUUGAUGACAAUUUUCAGAAUAAAGAAAUUCUAGAAAGGCUAACGGAUGCGGGAGUAGAAGUUGCAAGAGGUGUUGGAAGAGUUAAUCCAGAUCUAAUAGAGGGUUGGACUUCAAAACGUGUUUACAGUCAUAUGGGAUACACUUUAAUAAAUUUAUUAAGACUUCUAUUAGUUUGUAAUGAAGAAAGUAAUCUAUUAAGCAAGUUAAUUAAUGGUUUAAUUUCUGCAAGUAUAUUUAUUAUGAAUGCAGUAUCAGUCGAUGUAUUUUGUAUCUGGGCAGAAAUUACAUUUGAGGGACACCCUCUUCAAACUGUUAUAGCUUUUGAAGCAUAUAAUGUAGUUAAUAAAUAUAAUUCGUAUGGUCCUGCCAAAAAACUUGUUCACAUGUUGUCGACGAUUUCCCGAAAACCGAAAAGUUUGCGAGAAAUCAUUCUAGAAUCAGAUGUGGAAAGUAUCGUCGAUAGAGUUGGCGACACCGAUUCAGAACCAGAUAUUCAAAGACAAUGGUUCGUUGCAUUAUUAAAUACCGAUGUGUUUUCUAAUAAAAAAGCUACAAAGUGUUUAAAACAGUACACACAUUUGUGCAACGAUGAAGACGUAUUUCGUAUUUUAAAUUUAAGUAGAAACUACACUAGUAAAGAAGUUAAACAAGUCGCAUUGAAUUGCGCUAAGAAUUUAGAACCAUCAAAAUUAAAUAUUAUAAUAACCAGAUUCUUUUAUGAAUAUGGGGUGAAUUCAGAUUUGUGUAUAGUUGAUAAUAUUGAGGAGAGUUUGAAAAAAGUUUUGGGAAGAAUUAAAGAUGAACAGGACGAGUCUUCCAUAGCCAAUGACAUUUUAAUUUUAAUAUUACAAAGUCCAGAAGAAACACUGGAGGUUUUAUUUAUGGAACGUCUCUAUAAUGUCGAAUAUGCAAAUAAAUUAAGAGACACUUUUAGAUAUAUAAAAUGUGUAGCCGAAGUAAAUUCCAUUUGGUUUAAAACUUUUUCGAAAAUGUUUUCUGUAACAAGGGAAACGUUGCCGAAUUAUACAAACUUUGUGAAUACCUUGAUUGAAUUGGAAUAUAUCUCUUUUGCAAAAUAUUCUGAAGAUUUUUUGGCUCCAAAAAUUGAUGAUUUAGUCUCAAAAACGGACUACGAAAAUUUAUUAACAAUUUUAUACUUAUUACACGGUAUUGAACAUAUUGAUGGUAAAAGCUGUAAAUUUCUUACAACAGUUUUAAAUGCUUUAAAUAAAACGAGAUGUAAAUUUCUUGAAUUUUCGUGUGUGAAACAAAACUGCGCUAAAUUGAUUGUAGAGGUUUUGAAUAGAAUAAUUUUCAGUGGCAAAGUGACAAAUGAUGAAAUUCAAGUAGAGAAUUUGGAUAAAAUAAACCGAUUUUACUUAGACUGUAUUAAGAUUCGAAGGGACUUUUUGACAUAUAUAUUUCCAAAUGUUGAGUCAUUGGAGUACAGUGAAUGGAUAAGUCGACUGAUACAGCUUUUGCCUCAGGGUGUGGAAAUUGAAUGGGAAGAUAGUUUUAAAACUGUGAAAUCCAUUAAAGGUUUAGAUAAAGCUGCGGAGAUGUUUACUGAUGUUCUUUUGUUGCUUUGCCAAUUAGUUGAUAGUCAGACUGAUAAGGAGUCUGAGCAAGCUAGAAACUCGUCAGCCGGACUGAAAUAUUACUUAGAACUUUACAGUACUACAAUAAAAAAGUAUUUAUUUUGUGAUAACAGUAUAGAAAUGGGGAAAGUUGGAUGUAAAAAUGUGUGUCGCCUUUUAAAGUAUAUACCUGAUGAUAUAAAGGAGGAAGAAGGUUUAAAACUUAUAGAAACGUUACCAGAAGAUGCUCUUAAGAAACUCACCAACGACGAGUCAUUUGUUUAUUCUUUAGCAGCCAUAGACAACAGGAAAUUAUCACAAAUUAUUGCAAAAAGAAUGAUUUCGUAAUUGUUGUAGUUUUUUAAAUAAUUUUAAGUGCUUUAA